AUGGCUGUCCCACCAUCAUACAGUGACUUGGGAAAGUCUGCUAGGGAUGUCUUCAACAAGGGAUAUGGAUUUGGAAUGAUCAAGUUAGAGUUGAAGACCAAGUCUUCCAGUGGGGUGAUGGAAUUCACUGCAAGUGGUUCUUCCAACACAGACACAGGCAAGGCUUCAGGCAGUCUAGAGACCAAAUACAAGAUCAAAGACUAUGGACUUACUUUCACCCAGAAGUGGAACACAGACAACACGUUGGGAACAGAAGUUUCCAUGGAGGACCAGCUGGCUGAAGGAUUGAAGGUGGCUCUUGACACUACAUUUGUUCCAAACACAGGGAAGAAGAGUGGCAAGUUGAAGACCUCCUACAAAAGAGAAUAUGUAAAUCUAGGCUGCAAUAUAGACAUUGAUCUCUCUGGACCAACCAUCUAUGGCUGGGCAGUGUUGGGCUAUGAAGGCUGGCUUGCUGGCUACCAGAUGGCUUUCGAUACAGCCAAGUCUAAGCUUUCACAAAAUAACUUUGCCUUGGGAUAUAAGGCAGGAGACUUUCAGCUGCACACUAAUGUGAAUGAUGGCACAGAGUUUGGUGGGUCUAUUUAUCAGAAGGUUAAUAACAAAGUUGAGACAUCGGUCAAUCUUGCAUGGACUGCUGGCAGUAACAACACACGUUUUGGUAUUGCUGCUAAGUACCAACUGGAUGAGAAGGCUUCCAUCGUGGCUAAAGUGAAUAAUGCCAGCCUCAUUGGAAUUGGCUACUCUCAUGCCCUCCGACCUGGUGUAAAGCUGACCCUCUCGGGCCUGAUUGAUGGCAAGAAUUUCAGUGCUGGUGGACACAAAGUUGGGCUGGGGUUUGAGCUGGAAGCUUAAAGCAGCUUUAAGCAAAACAACAGGUGUUGCUCUGGAAGAUGAAGGAAAAGUGUACCCAGUGUGUUUCAGCCUUAAUAGUACUCUGAAAUGUCAAGAAGUGUGAAUUUUCUAAUCUUCCAAAGAAUCAUUUUAACCUAACACUGAAGUCCAGAGAGCGCCAGCACAUCAAAGGAAGACACUUGAAGGCGUGCAUGGAGGUCGUGAUGUUUGUGCCACAUUUCAGUUCAGUUGCCCAUAUUUUUACAUCUGUUCCUAAAACCAGAACAAAAUUCCACCUCUCUCCAUUACUGGAUUGCAUUCUGCAUGUCUUCUACUUCACAGCCUUUGCUAAAAGGUGGUCUCUGUGCUGUAGUAGAAUUUUGGGUUUAUAUCAGAAUGAAAUAAAUUGGUCACAGU
This is a messenger RNA of Merops nubicus (carmine bee-eater), 1251 nucleotides long. RefSeq names its product voltage-dependent anion channel 3 (gene VDAC3). NCBI's taxonomy places the organism in Eukaryota, Metazoa, Chordata, Aves, Coraciiformes, Meropidae. Gene Ontology annotation, cellular component: mitochondrial outer membrane. Gene Ontology annotation, molecular function: voltage-gated monoatomic anion channel activity. The transcript has 9 exons. Gene Ontology annotation, biological process: monoatomic anion transmembrane transport. The record is from RefSeq and is a predicted model, not a curated record. The coding region runs from base 1 to 855 and encodes 284 amino acids.